UUCAUAUAUAGCACAGAUGUCUUUUCCUCUCACACACAAUCUUUUCAAGCAAAGGUGGUGGUGGCUAGAAAACCACAUUUUACAUGUACAGCCACAUCAUUCCAUUUAACCCGGAGGCAUUUCACACCUUAAGCUUCAAGCCCUUCCUCCUUUUUUUUCUCCAUAUAAGCCCUCACACCCCAUCUCCUCUUGUGAGUUAAGAAGUGCAAUUCAAAUUUUCUCACUAGCUUCUUUCAUCAUGCCUUCAACUGCUUUUCAAUGGCUAAGCCUUAUAGGUAGCAUUUGGCUACAAGCCAUAAAUGGAACAAACACCAAUUUCCCUGCUUACUCCUCUCAGCUGAAGCAACUCCUUUCCAUGUCCCAAGUGCAGCUCAAUAACCUUGCUUUUGCUUCUGAUGCAGGCAAACUUUUUGGCUGUUUUUCAGGCAUGGCAGCUGUUUACCUCCCCCUUUGGCUUGUCCUCAUGAUAGGUUCAACUCUGGGGUUAAUUGGUUAUGGAGUGCAAUAUCUCUUCAUAACAAACCAAAUUUCCUCUUUGUCCUAUUGGCAUGUUUUCUUUCUAACUGUUCUAGCAGGGAAUAGUAUUUGUUGGAUUAACACUGUCUGCUAUGUUGUCACAAUAAGGAACUUCUCAUCUGAUCGCCAAGUUGCUGUGGGAUUAACAACUAGUUACCAAGGAUUAAGUGCAAAGAUUUACACCAGCAUUGUUGAUGCUGUUUCUGAACACAAAAAAGCUAGAACCUUUCUCUUUUUAAACUCAAUCUUACCUGUGAUAGUUGGCCUAAUAGCAGCUCCUUUAGUCAGAGAAAUAGAAGUCUCAAGGCCUAAACAUAUGGGUGUAGGAUUUGUUGUUAUGUUUGUUAUUACAAUUGCCACUGGAAUAUAUGCUGUGAUGACCAGCUUGCAAUUUGUAUCUAACAAAAUAUCUCCACUGGGUAACCUUGUUGGUAUUAUAGUGUCCCUUUUCCUCCCUCUGCUAGUUUCAGUUUCUGUGAAGAUCAGUGAACUAGUGGGGUCGUGGCAGACAAAUAGAGAAAGACUGAGAGUCUACCAUUUUACAGUAGAGGAGAGCACUGAUAAAGAGAGAACAGAGAAUGAGAUGAAAGAGGGUGAAGAUAGCAGAGAAGUUCAAGAGGUUGGCAUUAGAGAAGAAAUAGGAGUGAUGUUGAUGCUGCAAAGAAUAGAUUUCUGGUUAUAUUUCUUUGUGUAUUUAUUUGGUGCCACACUGGGUUUAGUAUUUCUUAAUAACUUGGGACAAAUAGCUGAAUCCAGGGGUUACUCCGAUACUUCAUCGUUGGUGUCUUUGUCUUCCUCUUUUGGGUUCUUUGGACGUCUCAUGCCAUCUAUUAUGGACUACUUUUACCGGGGAAAGUGUAAAAUAUCAAGACCAGCUUCUAUGGUGGCAUUGAUGGCUCCAACAGCAGGCGCAUUCUUCUUACUUCUCAAUAAAACUCACGUUGCACUCUAUAUUAGCACUGCAAUAAUUGGAGUUUGUACUGGAGCAAUCACUUCAAUUUCUGUUUCCACCACCACCGAACUAUUUGGACCCAAGAAUUUCUCCGUGAACCAUAAUGUGGUGGUGGCCAACAUUCCAAUAGGCUCCUUUCUGUUUGGCUACUUGGCUGCCCUUAUUUACCGUAAGGAAGGUCAUGGACAUGGGAAAUGCAUGGGCAUGGAAUGCUACAAAAACACUUUCAUCAUCUGGGGUUCCCUUUGUUUCUUUGGCACUUUCUUGGCUUUGAUUCUACAUGCUAGGACUCGCAAGUUUUACUCACAAAAACAGUAGAGUAACAUUUUAUUUUACCAUUUCAUGAAUGUAUAUGUUUUUGAUAGAAUCGAACCUAUAAUUAACUUCUAUACUAAUCUCAUGAUGUAUCUUUAUUACUUUGAGCUAUGUUCAAAUGAAGGCCUAUAAGUGUAUUAGAAAAGUAGGUAGAGCAUUUCACUGGUUAUAUAAUGAAACUAUAGGCAAAAAGAGAAGCAUAUAUGUCACAAGUGUACAAGUGGCUCUCGAGUCUCGCCU
Molecule: messenger RNA, 2023 nt
Organism: Gastrolobium bilobum
Lineage: Eukaryota; Viridiplantae; Streptophyta; Magnoliopsida; Fabales; Fabaceae
Product: protein NUCLEAR FUSION DEFECTIVE 4
Exons: 2
Coding region: 239-1786 (515 amino acids)
Cellular component (GO): membrane
Source: RefSeq, a predicted model, not a curated record